Molecule: messenger RNA, 4657 nt
Organism: Amyelois transitella
Lineage: Eukaryota; Metazoa; Arthropoda; Insecta; Lepidoptera; Pyralidae
Gene: USP
Product: protein ultraspiracle homolog
Exons: 9
Coding region: 326-1756 (476 amino acids)
Biological process (GO): cell differentiation; cellular response to ecdysone; positive regulation of transcription by RNA polymerase II
Cellular component (GO): nucleus; activator ecdysone receptor complex
Molecular function (GO): RNA polymerase II cis-regulatory region sequence-specific DNA binding; nuclear receptor activity; zinc ion binding
Source: RefSeq, a predicted model, not a curated record
UCGCUAUCACAAUGUCACAACGACGUCUGUAUUGUCCCCGGCGCGGACCGCUGCGACUGUGACGCUUUUAAGUGUCAUAUCUGUCUGUGUAUGGCCAUUCGCUCGCGUCCUACCGUACCAAACUGUACUGUUUAAUGCUAAUUUAGAUUAAUUUCUAUAUUAUUAACGUGUAGAAUCUUGAUAUGGACUUGUGUAAAUUGAUCGUGAAAAGAGUGCGAUAGUUGCAACGGGCCGCCAAAUUGACGCGUAGAUUUGUGCUUGUAUAGUGUUAUUGCGACGUACAACGCAGUGCAUGGGGUUGAUAGUGAUGUGAGGAUGUUAGUGCAUGGUCAUGUCGGUGGCGAAGAAAGAUAAGCCGACGAUGUCGGUGACGGCGCUGAUGAACUGGGCGCGGCCGCCUCCGCCGAGCCCGCAGCAGCCGUCUCCGGCUACCCCGGCGCCCAUGGCCGGCUUUCUCCAGCCUCUACCAACGCAGUCCAGCUUAGUCCCCAAUGAUUGCUCCCUCGACAUGCAAUUGUUCUUGUCCUCAGGGCUGAAUUUGGAGAACACGUCUUUCAUGUCGCCGAUGUCCCCGCCCGAGAUGAAACCGGACACGGCGAUGCUGGACGGUCUCCGGGACGACGCGACGUCGCCCCCGUCCUUCAAGAACUACCCUCCGAACCAUCCGCUGAGUGGCUCCAAACACCUGUGCUCCAUAUGCGGUGACAGGGCGUCUGGGAAACAUUAUGGAGUAUACAGUUGCGAGGGAUGCAAAGGUUUCUUCAAACGGACGGUUCGGAAGGAUCUCACAUACGCGUGUCGCGAAGAGAGGAAUUGUAUCAUAGACAAACGGCAACGGAACAGAUGCCAGUACUGUCGAUACCAGAAGUGCCUCGCGUGCGGGAUGAAGCGGGAAGCCGUGCAGGAAGAGAGGCAAAGAGCGGCGAGGGGAACCGAGGACGCGCACCCCAGCAGCUCGGUACAGGUGAGCGCAGAGGAGCUCUCCAUCGAGCGGCUGCUGGAGAUGGAAGCCCUGGUGGCGGACACCAGCGAGGAGUUCCAGUUCCUGCGCGUGGGCCCCGACAGCAACGUGCCCCCCAAGUUCAGAGCCCCAGUCUCUAGCCUUUGUCAGAUAGGCAACAAACAGAUAGCGGCGCUGGUGGUGUGGGCGCGCGACAUCCCGCACUUCUCGCAGCUGGAGCUGGAAGACCAGGUCACGCUCAUCAAGGCCUCCUGGAACGAGUUGCUGCUGUUCGCCAUCGCCUGGAGGUCUAUGGAGUAUUUAACCGACGAACGAGAAAAUGUUGACGGAUCGAGAACCACAUCUCCGCCGCAACUAAUGUGUCUAAUGCCAGGCAUGACGCUGCACCGCAACUCGGCGCUGCAGGCGGGCGUGGGGCAGAUCUUCGACCGCGUGCUGUCGGAGCUGUCGCUGAAGAUGCGCACGCUGCGCAUGGACCAGGCCGAGUACGUCGCUCUCAAGGCCAUCAUCCUGCUCAACCCGGAUGUGAAAGGACUGAAUAGUCGGCAGGAGGUCGAGGUUCUGAGAGAGAAGAUGUUCUCGUGCCUGGACGAGUACUGCCGGCGCUCGCGCGGCGCGGAGGAGGGCCGCUUCGCGUCGCUGCUGCUGCGCCUGCCCGCGCUGCGCUCCAUCUCCCUCAAGAGCUUCGAGCACCUGUUCUUCUUCCACCUCGUGGCCGACGGCAGCAUCGGCGGGUACAUCAGAGACGCGCUGAGAAACCAUGCGCCUCCGAUCGAUGCUAAUUCAAUGAUGUAACAUCAUUUAUGACGUGGAAAAGGCCCAUACAUAUGAUGGGCGGGGCGAUUCUACGCCGAUCAACGGUAACUCUAUAAUAUUCCUUGGAAAAGGCUGACCGACCACUGAAGCUGUCCACAUGAAAUGGUCUAAGCAUCUGCGGGGCUAAUGCACGACCUUGACAUGGCCUGUUUGAUGUCAUUUCACACCGAAACGAGACGCGACAUUUAUAAGUCUCUCAAAAUUUUUCUUUCAAAAAAAAAAAAAAUACACAUGAAAAGCGCUUUCAUGUAGAUGAUAUGAUAAGUUUAAAUUUUUGAGUCGCUCUUAUUAAGAUUUCUAGUUGCGUCCGAUUUCAGUGUCAACUAAAUCAAACACAAGCCAUGUCUUCGAAUGAUCACACGAAUCCUGAUUAUCGAUUACAUAUAGAAAGCGAAAUUAGCUGAAUAACCUCUCGUUACUAGCUGAUUGAUAACUGUUUGAUGCGUUAAUAGAAAUCAGAAAACAUGUUAAAUUAUUUCGGACUCUAUGGAGACCGCCGUAACUCUCAUUUCUUUUGAAGGAACGUACGAACAUCGCGAAAACCAAUGCCUUGAUUCAUAAUCAAGGAAUUUGUUUUAUGCAGAAAGUUUACCCAGAUGAAAAAUAUUCGAAUAUUUUCAAACGCCGUCUAAAUAAUGUUUACGUUGAUGCAUUAUUACAUGUUUAGCUUUGCAAGAGCACUGAGGCAGGUCAGCAUAUUGAUUGUGAUCCUUUUUUAUAAAACUACACGAAGAAAAUUUACUUUUUGGGUGAACUUUCUGUGUCAAACUCUAGCCGAUUUUCAAGGUUUUAAUUCCAAAACACAGGUUAUGAUAAAAAAAUAUUAAAGCUUUAAGAAUAUAUGUAGUUGAAUACAGUUAUAUAUUUAAAAUAACCGGAAAAAGAUAUACAUCGUCAUUGUUGGUACCCGAUCAAGUUUUACACGUUGAUAUAUCUAUACCAACCACAUUUCCUUAACAUAGACAAUUUACUUCGUGACGUUAUAUCGUACACAAUCAACACAGUAUGAAUAUAUUCUUACGUCACCGCGCAAUCAUUGAUACUAUUUUUGUCGUUUGACAAACUACAAAACAUUCACCUGUGACCCUACAGUCGUGCACGCCGUCAGCGCGUGAUGUCUUACAUCGGAGUCAGUACAGAUCAUGCGUUUAACUGCUAGCAACAAACUUGUAUUAAAAUAUGUAAAGUUAUUGUAUUUAAAACAGAUUUCAAUGUAGCCUUUUGCCGUGAUACAAAUACGAAAAUUUGCAACAGUACAAUUAUUGAGUGACGUUGCCUUUUAACAUGAAAUAUAAUUUCACUAUUGUCACAUGUUUGAGCACGGAUAAACUGUUGUUGAUAGCAAAUCGUUUAAAAUGGGGAUGUGUGGGUUCUAUUCACAAACGUUGACAACGCAUAUUUUUUGACUUUGCUUUCUUUCUAUCCUCAACAAUAAAGAGAUGACAUAUGUUUUAACAACAUUCGUAAUAAGCCCCUGGGAAUUGCUUCUAGCAAUUUCUAAGUAAUAAGAUCAUAAUAACUAAUGUGACACUAUGUCGGUAACUGCUAUACAUAGUUGUGGGACGCCACGCAAGUAGGCGACAGGUGCGUCCCUACCAACGUAGGUAGAUUGUAAAUGAGGCCGCCUCUUUAUCAACGUAGUGGUAAUGUUAAUGUAAUUAGUCCUUCAUUUAUUAGAGAAUUCUAUUCGAGUAGAUUUAUAGCGAAUUAUAAUAAAAUAAUAAUUUUAGACUACGUAUAAUUUUAACGUUUACCAAAUCUUCGAUGUUUAAUCUUGUAAUGUAUAAAACGUCCGAUCCUUUCGAUUCUAAUUCAGAUUGUUAAAAUUAUAGGCGAAAAGUAUAUUAAUCAUGAUACAUGCUCUAAUGUUUCGCAAAAAAUUACUGUUGGUGCUUCAAUAUGCAUUAUCUGCAUAUCAAAUAUGCAUAAAAUCUUCGAUUGAAAAUAUACGAUUAUAUAUUCUAUUAUGUAAGUUAAAAAUCUGUAAAUAUAAACAUUCUUUAUUGUACAAUUACGACAUUGUAUGAGUAAUUAUUUUAUUCAAAAUGUAUAACCUCACUAUGGGUGGUAGAUUAUUGGAAUGGCCUAUUAAUUUUGUAAUAAAAUAUAGCCUAGGCCAGUUUUAUUUUUGUACCUAUAGAGCAAACAUUUUGGGCAAUAUUUGAAACAAAAUUAACCAGUAUUAACCAAUGCUCGAGUUUUAUUUCUCGAGUUCUGAAGAUUCAUAGGAUGUGGCCGUGAAUUAAAAAAAAACUUUUAGAUUUAUCAGAAUGAUCUGAAGCUUUAUAUAAUAAUAAAUUAAUAAAGUUCUGUGAAAAUUUUCAAAUGUAGAAUAUGUUUGUUCAGUAAUUUCCCUUUGUUUAUGGAAGCCAUUUCGUUAGCAUGUUAUAUACAUUGGAUAUAUAUACAUAUGGGCCAAUUUUUAUGUGAAAUAUUAAUAAUUUCUUUACAUUGCAUUUUUUUCAACUGUUUGAAUUAUUUUUCACAUAAUUUAUUUUCUUUGAUGCACAGUUUCUUACGCAGAAUGUAGUGGAGAGCUCAAUUCACUGUACGGUUAAUAUUUUAAUUAUAGGAAUGUGGCUAGCAUAAUAAAUUAAAUAUUUACACGUAGGUAUUUAUGUAUGUAAUAAAGUAGAGUGAAAGGUUUCACUGCAUUCUCUUAUUUGUUGAAAAUGAUAACCAGUGUUUCUGUUAACUGAACGAGAUGUUGAACAAUGAUAUUAUUCUAUGGAUGGGUUGGAAUUUAUGACAGAGGUGUUGCAGCGGUUGUGAGAUGAUUUAUAAUGAUGUUCACUAAAUAUCUUACUAAAUUUAAGUUAUAUUUUUUGUAUAGACAUAGCUUUAAGAUGAAUGGUAAUUAAAAUUAUUAUCAUCACCAUA